Messenger RNA from Erythranthe guttata (spotted monkey flower), 1256 nucleotides. RefSeq names its product MADS-box protein AGL42. Gene Ontology annotation, molecular function: protein dimerization activity; RNA polymerase II transcription regulatory region sequence-specific DNA binding; DNA-binding transcription factor activity. The record is from RefSeq and is a predicted model, not a curated record. Gene Ontology annotation, biological process: positive regulation of transcription by RNA polymerase II. Lineage: Eukaryota; Viridiplantae; Streptophyta; Magnoliopsida; Lamiales; Phrymaceae. Gene Ontology annotation, cellular component: nucleus.
UAAACAAACAACCUUCUUUUUGUGUGUCUUCUCUCUUGUAUAUUUCUUUGGCUUUCCAUUUCUAAAAUCUUGAAUAAUCUUCUUGAUUUUUUUCUACUGCAACCAUUUUGAUUUCAUCAAUUCUUACAACUUUAAGUUAAUCUAGGGUUAGAAAAAGGUUGUUAGCAUCGAUCAGUUGUUCUAAUCUGAGUUCUUGGCAUGUAAAUCUACUAGGGUUUUUUUUUUUUUUUUUCUUUUUUUAAUAAGGAUUUUUAUUGUAAUUUGGAAGGGCUUUUUCUCACUCUGGGGGGUUCUUGCUAUUUUUUUUAUUUUUCUGGUAAUUAAUUUGAAUUCCCGCCGUUAUUUAUUAAUUUGUCAUAAGGGUUUCAUUUAUUCAAUAUAUACACAAAUAAUUUUUUUUGAGAAAAAAAAAAUAAUGGUGAGAGGGAAGGUGGAAAUGAAGAGAAUCGAAAACGCGACGAGCAGGCAAGUGACGUUUUCGAAGAGGAGAAACGGGAUUUUCAAGAAAGCUUAUGAGCUCUCAGUUCUUUGUGAUGCUGAAGUUGCUCUUAUUCUCUUCUCUCAGAAAGGAAGACUUUAUCAAUUUUCUAGCUCCGACAUGCAGAAGACAAUAGAGAAAUACUUACAACGUGCCAAAGACGAUAAUCGGAGUACUGAAGUUCAACAACACACACAGCAUUUACAGUACGAAGCAGCGAUUAUGGCAAGUAAAAUAGAGCUACUAGAGAAUUCGCAACGUAAGCUUUUAGGGCACAAUCUUGUUGUGUGUUCCAUAGAGGAGCUUCAAGAAAUUGACAACCAGCUUGAGAGAAGCAUUAAUAACAUCAGAGCCAAAAAGUCUCAAUUAUUCAAGGAGGAAAUCGAAAAGUUGCGAGUCAAGGAAAAGAUUCUGUUGGAAGAAAAUGCAAGGUUAAGUGAAAAGUUUCAGUUUGGAUUCAGACCAAAGAAUACAGCACAAAAACAGAAAGAAAUAACGAUUGAAAGCCAUAGUACUACUGCAAUGGAGUCGGAGGUGGUGACUGAAUUAUUCAUUGGCCUACCAACAUCAAGAAAUGCCUCUUAGCCUAUUUUUUUAUUUGUUAAUUUUCCUUUAUAUAUUAUUACUAUAAUAUUAAUAUUUUUAAUUUAUAGUUGGACAUCAAUAAUAAGCAUGCAAAUGUAUAUGUGUGUGCUUUUUCAAACAAAAAAAAAGUGAUGUCAUAAUUACUGUUAAAAUCUCCACAUGAUGGUGUUAAUUUGGAAUUAUAUAGUUGUGU